This is a messenger RNA of Teleopsis dalmanni, 3422 nucleotides long. Its product is annotated as voltage-dependent calcium channel type D subunit alpha-1-like. The record is from RefSeq and is a predicted model, not a curated record. Gene Ontology annotation, biological process: calcium ion import across plasma membrane. Gene Ontology annotation, molecular function: high voltage-gated calcium channel activity. Gene Ontology annotation, cellular component: membrane; voltage-gated calcium channel complex. NCBI's taxonomy places the organism in Eukaryota, Metazoa, Arthropoda, Insecta, Diptera, Diopsidae.
CUGUGUUUACACCAUAUCCAUAUAGCGAUUCCAACGUUACUAAUCAAACUUUGGAAAAAAUCGAAUAUGUUUUUUUGGUGAUAUUUACGGCAGAAUGUGUAAUGAAAAUAAUUGCUUAUGGGUUUAUGUUACAUCCGGGAGCUUAUCUACGAAAUGGAUGGAACUUGCUGGAUUUUUUCAUCGUAGUUAUAGGAAUGAUUAGUACGGCAUUGUCUAAUUUAAUGAAAGAAGGUUUUGAUGUCAAAGCAUUAAGAGCAUUUCGUGUGCUUCGUCCACUGAGAUUAGUAUCAGGAGUACCAAGUUUACAAGUUGUAUUAAAUUCUAUCUUACGUGCCAUGGUUCCAUUGUUUCAUAUUGCUCUUUUGGUGCUAUUUGUAAUAAUAAUUUACGCAAUAAUUGGCUUGGAGUUAUUUUCUGGAAAACUUCACAAAACUUGUCGUGAUGCUGACACAGGCGAAUAUUUAAACGAACGUCCAUGCGGGUCAGGGUUUAAGUGCCCAUCCGCAUUUAGCUGUUAUGACGAAUGGGUGGGGCCUAAUCAUGGAAUAACAAAUUUCGACAAUUUUGGUUUAGCGAUGCUAACUGUAUUUCAGUGUGUUACACUUGAGGGAUGGACUGAUGUAUUAUAUAGUAUUCAAGAUGCUAUGGGUAGCACGUGGCAGUGGAUUUACUUCAUUUCAAUGGUAAUAUUAGGAGCAUUUUUUGUAAUGAAUUUAAUUUUGGGUGUGCUAUCAGGCGAGUUUUCAAAAGAGAGAACUAAAGCCAAAAACAGAGGCGAUUUUCAAAAAUUAAGAGAAAAACAGCAAAUUGAAGAAGAUUUAAGAGGAUAUUUAGAUUGGAUAACACAGGCGGAAGAUAUUGAAAUUGACGGUGAUGCAACUGUUAUACAGGAUCGAAAAAUUAAAACUUCAAUCGAAAUAACAUCAUCGGUACAUAUAGAAAAUAUUGGACAAGAAAUUUCAAUUGGUGAAUCAUGGUGGAAAAAAAAAAAGAAAGUUGCUGAUCGCAUCAAUCGAAGAAUGCGAAGAUCUUGUCGAAAAGCAGUAAAGUCACAGGCUUUUUAUUGGCUAAUUAUAAUUCUAGUUUUUUUAAAUACGGGAGUUUUAGCUACUGAGCAUUAUAUGCAACCUCAUUGGCUAGAUAAAUUUCAAGAAUAUACCAACAUAUUUUUUAUUGCACUCUUUACAUGUGAAAUGAUGUUAAAAAUGUACAGCUUGGGUUUUCAGGGAUAUUUCGUUUCGCUCUUCAAUAGAUUCGAUUGUUUUGUAGUAAUUGGAAGCAUAAUGGAAAUGGUUCUUACCAACACGCAUAUCAUGCCUCCACUAGGAGUAUCUGUUCUGCGCUGCGUUCGAUUAUUACGCGUAUUUAAAGUCACAAAAUAUUGGCGAUCCUUAUCCAAUUUAGUUGCUUCUCUUUUAAACUCAAUACAAUCAAUUGCAUCUUUACUUUUAUUACUUUUUCUCUUUAUUGUAAUAUUCGCUUUGCUAGGCAUGCAAGUAUUUGGUGGAAAGUUUAAUUUUGAGCCCAAAGAAGAAAAACCUCGUUCUAAUUUUGACAGUUUCUGGCAGAGUUUGCUAACUGUUUUUCAGAUACUUACAGGCGAGGAUUGGAACGUAGUAAUGUAUGAUGGAAUACGCGCAUAUGGAGGAGUCUUUUCUUUUGGUGUCCUAGCUUGCAUAUACUUCAUAAUACUUUUUAUAUGCGGAAAUUAUAUAUUAUUAAAUGUGUUUUUGGCUAUAGCUGUAGAUAAUUUAGCAGAUGCAGAUUCCCUUUCAUCUGUUGAAAAAGAAGAUGAACAUGAAGAAGUAAAAGAAAAGUCCCGGAGUCCUACUCUAAGUUUGGAAGAUAUAAAUGCUAUAAACAUUGAAUUAGAAAUGAAUACAUAUGAUCAUGACCUGGAAGAUGAAAAAAUAGAUGAUGAAACCGCAUCCGUUGAAGAAGAAAGGGAUAUCAGCGAAGAGGAACAAACAGAAUACCCUUCUGAAGUAACUCCAAGGUCAGCAUCUGCACGUCCCAGACGGGUGUCCGAAAUUAGCAUUAAAAAGAUGAAAAAACCAAUUCCACACGGCAGCUCAUUAUUCAUAUUUAGCCACACAAACAGGUUUCGAAUAUUUUGCCAUUGGCUAUGCAAUCAUAGCAAUUUCGGGAACAUAAUUUUAUGUUGUAUAAUGUUUUCGUCUGCUAUGUUGGCUGCAGAAGACCCACUUCGAUCGGACGCUGAUAGGAAUAAAGUGCUCAAUAAGUUCGACUACUUUUUCACGGCUGUUUUCACAAUAGAACUGUUAUUAAAAUUGAUUGCAUAUGGCUUCAUCUUUCAUGAUGGGGCCUUUUGCAGAUCAGCAUUUAAUCUUUUGGACUUACUUGUGGUAUGCGUUUCACUUAUAUCAAUUGGUUUCAGUUCGAAUGCGAUCUCAGUCGUGAAAAUACUACGUGUUCUUAGAGUUUUACGACCCCUACGGGCAAUUAAUCGAGCCAAAGGUCUAAAGCAUGUAGUUCAGUGCGUAAUAGUCGCUGUAAAAACUAUUGGAAAUAUUGUAUUAGUGACCUGCCUUUUGCAAUUCAUGUUUGCUGUAAUAGGAGUCCAGUUAUUUAAGGGAAAAUUUUUUCAAUGUACGGAUGGAUCAAAAAUGGGCAAAGACGAUUGCCAUGGAACAUAUUUGGUGUAUGAUGAUGGAGAUGUGCAUAAGCCACGAUUAAAAGAGCGCGAGUGGAAAUUAAAUCGAUUUCAUUUUGAUGAUGUUGCGAAAGCCAUGCUUACAUUGUUCACGGUCUCCACUUUUGAGGGCUGGCCUGGUCUCCUUUAUGUGUCUAUUGAUUCAAACAAGGAAAAUGGAGGCCCUAUACAUAAUUUUCGUCCAAUUGUUGCCGCGUAUUAUAUUAUUUACAUAAUUAUAAUAGCCUUUUUCAUGGUUAAUAUAUUUGUUGGCUUCGUUAUAGUUACAUUUCAAAAUGAAGGCGAACAAGAAUACAAAAACUGUGACUUAGAUAAAAACCAAAGAAACUGUGUAGAAUUUGCAUUGAAAGCAAAACCAGUACGUCGGUAUAUUCCUAAACAUGGAAUUCAGUACAAAGUUUGGUGGUUUGUAACAUCGUCGUCAUUUGAGUAUACGAUAUUUAUAUUAAUAAUGAUAAAUACUGUCACUUUGGCAAUGAAAUUUUACAAACAACCGGAAUGGUACACUGAACUGUUAGAUGCAUUAAACAUGAUUUUUACGGCAGUGUUCGCUCUGGAACUCGUAUUCAAAUUAGCAGCUUUUCGGUUUAAGAACUACUUUGGGGAUGCUUGGAAUGUAUUUGAUUUUAUUAUUGUUCUCGGAAGUUUCAUAGACAUCGUAUAUUCAGAAAUUAAGAAUAAAGAUGUUUCAUCGAUGCUAUCCUGUGACAUUGUGGAAGGCUGCAAACCUAAACCUAAGUUCAAUUAA